AUGUCAGCCAAUGACCAAGUUCUCGGCAGUGUGGAUGACGGCGAGGCGCAAGAGCCAACUCCUACCCAGCCCCUGGACGACGCUGAGGAUGUGUCAAGCGAGGAAGGUGAUGUUGACGCCGUGGACGGCGAUGCCCAGGACAGUGAUGCAGCGGCCAGCGCUUCGGGGCGGGUCAAUGACCCAAACGUGCCACCAGCCAACGGCGUAUCCACACUCAACACCCUGCCGGUCGAGCUCCUUCGAUUCAUCACAGCGGACCUCGACCCUAUCGCCCAUCACAGCCUUAGGCUUUCCCGCAAAAGUCUCCGAGCACACGUGGAUGCUCCUCCCCUCAUGUCGUAUGGGGAAUACAUCCAGUUUCACAAGCAAUUCGAAGCCCACUCACCCCGGAAACUCAAAGAGCUUCUCUGUCCCUUCUGCAACACCUUCAAAAAAUCCACACCAUCAAAAACAACAUUCACAGAUGCCCAAGCCGUUCAGAACUAUAGCGGCAAACGUACCUGCAUCGAAUGCGGUAUUGCGAAUGGGCACUACGACAAGCGCGAUGUGGUGAUCAAGAAGAAGAAGCUUUUCGUAUGCGGAGGGUGCAAGCUUAUCCUACCGCAUGAGAAGGAGGACAAGGUUGUCGCGGAUGUGGUCUUCACGAAAGGCUAUCCAUACCAUGACAGCGGUUGGGGCAGAGGUGCUGAGAUCACCUUGGAUUCCGGAGGGAAGAGAUGGUGUAAGCUGUGUCGCGUCGUGGUUGGUCAGUUGGGAGACAGCGGCGCGGUAAAGGUAAAGCAGGUAUAUAUGCCCUGA
This is a messenger RNA of Letharia columbiana, 798 nucleotides long. RefSeq lists its product as uncharacterized. The transcript is spliced from 3 exons. NCBI's taxonomy places the organism in Eukaryota, Fungi, Ascomycota, Lecanoromycetes, Lecanorales, Parmeliaceae. The coding region runs from base 1 to 798 and encodes 265 amino acids. The record is from RefSeq and is a predicted model, not a curated record.